This is a messenger RNA of Austrofundulus limnaeus, 4091 nucleotides long. RefSeq names its product elongation factor for RNA polymerase II 2 (gene ell2). The record is from RefSeq and is a predicted model, not a curated record. NCBI's taxonomy places the organism in Eukaryota, Metazoa, Chordata, Actinopteri, Cyprinodontiformes, Rivulidae. Gene Ontology annotation, biological process: snRNA transcription by RNA polymerase II; positive regulation of transcription elongation by RNA polymerase II; transcription elongation by RNA polymerase II. Gene Ontology annotation, cellular component: transcription elongation factor complex. Gene Ontology annotation, molecular function: cis-regulatory region sequence-specific DNA binding.
GAUCCCUCCCAGGAGCGGAGUGAGCGCAGGGAGCCCCGGCUGCUAAAGCCUACCGCCUCAGAGGGACGAUGGUGGAGGGCUGGUAAAGAUGGCGGCUCUCUCCGAGGAUGGGAGGUACGGAUUAAAUUGUGGCGAUCAAGGCGCCGAAAGAGUCACCGUGUUGCACGUCAAAUUGACCGAGACGGCGCUGAGAGCUGUAGAAAAUUACCAAAAUAGCACGAAUGUACCUUAUUCACGGCCUACAAUACAAUUCAAGGGACUCCAAGGGCACAUUAAAAUUCCCAAGACAGACUCCACCCCAGACGCCUUCCACAAUUUUGAUUUCUACCUGUCUAACGUGGGCAAGGACAACCCUCAGGGAAGCUUUGAGUGCAUCCAUCAGUAUGUGUCGAGCUCAGGGGCCUCACACCUGGCAUUGUUGGCGACCGUACAGGACAAGGUCACUGUGUGCGCCACCAAUGACUCCUACCAGGUGACCCGGGAACGUAUGACCCAGGCUGUGGAGGAUACACGUGAACGCGGGACCAAAGUCAUCAAACCUGGGGGCCAGUACAGAGCUCGUAAGCCUGCGCUAUCAGCCCCAGAUGUUGUCCCAGAGCGCAAACGCUCCACACCCAUCAACCCAGCCAACACCAUCCGCAAGUGCCUUUCCAACAACCCCGUCUCUCAGAAACCCCUCCGGGACCGCAUCGUUCACCUUCUGGCGCUGAAGUCUUACAAAAAACUGGAGGUGCUCGGUCGGUUGCAGCGGGACGGCAUCAACCAGAAGGAUCGGAACUCACUCGGGACUACCCUGACACAGGUGGCAAGCCUGAAUCCCAAAGACAACACCUUCUCACUGAAGGACUAUAUAUAUCGUGACGUCCAGCGAGACUGGCCUGGUUAUUCUGAAGAUGAGAAGACUCAGGUUGACCGCAUCUUGGCCCGUAAACUGGGUCUGUCUACUGAGAGAGUCUUGUCAAGCAGUUCCCCUAAAGACAGUUUCCCCACCUCUCCUCAGAAGCGCCAGCCAGACUUUGACUUCACUGAUCCCUUGGCACCCAAGAAAGCCCGCAUCUCUCACCUCAGCAGUCGAGGGCCAGCCGCAUCUUCCUGCUCCUCGGACCGCCGGGAGGACGAGGGCAGCCCCAGCUCCAAACACUCGUCUCUACCGCCYAGCGUUACUUCGGGCCCUCCCUCCCACCUGCCCAUCUCAUCCCACCCUCCGCCGCAUCAGCAGCCCAGCCCGGCCUCCAACUCCAACUCRCCCAGCACCCCAGAGGGCUGCGGCACCCAGGACCUGCCCACAGACCAGAGUUCCUCCUGCAGAGACCCUUCGCCCGGCCCCCUUCCUUCCGACAGGACCCUGCAGGACCAAUGUCGGCACCCUGUCCCCAGGGCAUCUGCCUCCCCCAGCCCCCCUCCCUGCACCUCUCUCACAGUUACCUCCACYGUCAUCACCAGCCCUCCCUUGUCUAGCAGCACGAAUAAAAAGCUGAAGAAGAAAUCCAAGAAGCACAAAGAUCGAGAGAAGAAUAAAGGGAAACAAACCGACGGAGCCAGAUUCGCUCCUCCGAUUGUAGCGGAGCAGGCAGAGGACAACCGUAGAGUUAAGAAGAAGCGCAGCGCUGAACAAGACUGUGGAGAAGCUCCUGACAAAACCUCCCAUAAAGAUCAAGUCAAAGAGAAGCCGGUCCAGUCCACUGAAUCCUCGUCUAAACUUGAGAGUCCAGACUAUGUAGUGAAGUACACGCCCCUCGUGUCUGUUGACCAGAGACAGAACUACAAGGAUGACUUCAACGCAGAGUACGACGAGUAUCGCCAGCUGCACGCCCAUGUGGAGAGCAUCACCCGCCGCUUUACCCAGCUCGAUGCUCAGUGCCGGAAGCUGACACCCGGCACCAAGGAACACCAGAAAGUGCAAGAAGAAGUCUUGAAAGAGUACAAAAAGAUGAAACAACACAACCCCAGCUACCACGAGGAGAAGCAGCGCUGCGAAUACCUGCACAACAAACUGGCCCACAUCAAGCGCCUGAUCGCUGACUUUGACCAGCGCCGAGCCCAGGCCUGGUGCUGAGAGAGCCGCACCGCCGAGCAGUAUUGUCAAACCCCGCUCUUAUUUAUUAUAACAUCUCUUUCAUUUCCUGCCUUCUCAAACGCUUUCUCGUCAUCCUUCAUUCCCUCCUUCUUGGUUUUGAUUCCACGGGCGUCUUUACUGCCUGAAAUGUUGAAAGUCUCUCUGACUUUAGUACCCAUUUUUUUUUUUUUUUUUUUUUUUUUAAUUCUCCUCCUGUGGAACUCGUUACCACCGGAUCGACUUGCAUGAGCGACGAGACGUGUGGAGAAAAAAAAACUUCAACUCUAACUUUGUGAAGGACACUCGCUUAAGAGAAAAGUAUUUUUGAGCAUCAGAGAAAAUAUUACCUUGUAUUUAACUAAAAAAAAAGAGGGAGAUCUAUUUAUUUUGAGAUUCGUAGUGGAAAGAAGAGUUAGCAGAUGAUAUAUUUGAUUUUCUUUUUUCUUUUUCUUGAACAAUGCAACAUGUAUUACCACAGGCCUUAUGUGUUGAAUUUGUGAAGCCAUUUUGCACACAACCCUCUCUACAACUUCUCAAGAUCUCCCCGCUGCCUCACAUCCUCUCUCUCUCUUGUUUUUGUUCCCUUUUUUUUUUCCAAAACACGACUGUACUGGAAAGCCUGAGUGGAGAGAGAGGAAGUGAGACCCUGAGGAGAAAACCACCCGAGAAGCAGCAGCACGUGUGCGCCGGGUGAUGAAUUUCAGUUGUGAUGACCACAAAGGGGGGCAUUGAGAACAGGAGGACGAUCCCUGUGUCACCCGUGGGUGGGGAGGGCCAACGUGUGUAAAUUUCUUAAAGCCUUACGGCGUUUACUUUAUGAAAAAUUAAUAAUAACGAUAAUAAUAAAAAAAUGAGCUGGGCCUGCCCCAAGAGUCCACACACACUAUGCAAAGGAACUGCAACUGCCUGGAAACCUUGUUUGUGUGUGUGUUUAAUGUUGGAGGAAGGAGUGUUACAAAUUGUUUGUAUGGUUGAGUAACAGGAGAAGUAAGAACAACACAAAACAAACAACAAAAAAAAUAAAAAAAACGCUGCUAUGAUGUGUGAGCAGCCAGGACCAGGAUCCACCUGGCUGCAGAGACAGAACCAGAUCUUUUAAAGAAGAGAUGCAAAGGAUCCAGUUUUUUUUUUCACAGUGGUUCUGUGAAGAAGAACCCCCCUCACUCCCCCCCUCCUCCUUUGUUAUGAGCCUGUUUCAGUUUAAAAAAUAUUUAAAAAAAGAAGAAAAAAUAAAAAGAGGAAGCCACUGUCACAUCCACCAAUGGACCCAUCUGUACUGUGAUGUUCUCGAUUCUUAGUUUGACUUCCAGAAAGCAGCGCGAGAGUUUUUCUUUUCUUUUUGUUUUCACGGAUUGAUAGAUGGCUUCUUUUCUGUUCUUUAUUUCAGCAAGGGAAGAAAAAAAAAGUUGUUUACAAACUUGUGUUAGGAUAUGUUUGCCAAAUAUUAAAUGCCUUUCUGGUCCUGCUUCCAUGGAGUAAAGUUUCUGAAAGGAGACGUGAAUACUAACAAAUGAGUCGCAUCGAGGAGAACUAUCGCUCCUCUUUCACAAAUAUCAGCCUCUCAAAGAAUAAUCUUUGAAUAUUAAGAGUCUGACUUGUACUGGAGAACAUCUGACGCUGUUCUCCCCUUAAAUGGAGACUUUAAAAUCAGUUUUCUGCUGUCAGCACGUCAGUCUCUGCAGUAGACUGGCUGUUGAGGCUCAAAGAAAACAGAAAAUCAGCAGCUGAUAAAUGUUUUGCUUUAUUAAAUUAUUUACAGUUUUGAGCUACAAAGGGCCUGUAGCCUCCACAGCAUUCCAACAGUUUCUGUCCUAACCAGAUGUGCUCUGGAGUUUAGUUGGAACAGCACGGGAUGGAAAGAAACCGUGAUUAAACGGAGAGAAGGGGGCGUUUGUUGAGUCGUAACGAUGAAGCUGAUAAAAGCCCAAUCAGACAAGAAACUACAGGAAAUCAAGUGAAUCUGGGCUGUGAUGUCACCCCGCCCACCUGGAAAUGUACACAUUUCAAUGAAAAUAAACUUUAGUUGAUCUGGAAA